Ipomoea triloba (trilobed morning glory) is the source of this 1497-nucleotide messenger RNA. Its product is annotated as phospholipase A1-IIbeta-like. The transcript is spliced from 3 exons. Bases 63 to 1244 code for a protein of 393 amino acids. Gene Ontology annotation, biological process: lipid metabolic process. Lineage: Eukaryota; Viridiplantae; Streptophyta; Magnoliopsida; Solanales; Convolvulaceae. The record is from RefSeq and is a predicted model, not a curated record. Gene Ontology annotation, molecular function: glycerophospholipid phospholipase A1 activity.
AGCACCACUUACUUCUUCAGAAAUCCAUAGAAAAAAAAAAAAAAGGAGAGAGAGAAUUGAAUAUGAGUGGGAGUGGGAUUGGGAACAUUUGGAACCAUGGUUGGAAGGAGCUAAGUGGGAGUGAUAACUGGAAAGAUCUACUGGAGCCGUUGGAUUCUGAUCUCCGCCGCUACCUCAUUCACUACGGAGCCAUGAUUGAAGCCGUAGGCGAUGGUUUCAUAAAAGAUUCAGAUUCCAAAAAUGUGGGAAUGCCACGAUACGCCAGGACAAACCUCUUUGAAAAUACAGGACUUGUCAGGGGAAACCCUUUCAAAUAUGAAGUGACCAAAUACUUUUAUGCAACAUCUGAAUUAGCAUUCUGGAAGGAAUCAGACUGGAUUGGAUAUGUUGCUGUGGCCACGAAUGAAGGAAAAUUUGCUUUAGGACGAAGAGACAUUGUGGUUGUUUGGAGGGGAACAGUCCGACCCUUAGAGUGGGCUGAUGAUGCCAUAUUCCUUUUUGUUAAUGCGCCAUUAAUCUUUCCCAAAAACCCUGAUCCUCUGGUGCAUGAGGGUUGGUACUUUAUGUACACCACCACCACCGAUAAAGAUGAUGGAAAGAGUCCUAGAGAUGAGAUUCGUGAAGAAGUUGAAAGACUUGUUGAGUUAUACAAGGCCGAGGAAGUUAGCAUAACCGUGAUAGGACACAGCUUGGGUGCAUCCAUGGCAACACUAAACGCAGUAGACCUGGCUGCCAAUCCAAUCAACAACAAUAAUAAAGAUAUUAUUCCUGUCACUGCUUUCUUGUAUGCAAGCCCCAAAGUAGGGGAUCUGAAUUUUCAAAAAGCCUUCUCUAAUCAACAAAACCUUCGAGCCUUGCGAAUCUCCGACGUCCAUGAUAAAGUUCCAACACUUCCGCCGUUUGGAUGGAAAGAUGGUGAAAACAUGGAUUCAAAAAAACCUUACGAAGAAGUGGGGGUGGGUUUGCAGAUUGAAUCUGAGAAAUCCGACUAUUUGAAGCCUAAGGACCUCAACUAUCACGACUUGAUGCUUUAUAUGCAUGGAAUUGAUUUAUACCAGACGUCUAAAGGGAAGUUUGAGCGUAUCGGAGACUUUGAUCUUGCCAAAGUUAAUAAGUAUCAGGAUGCUUUGAAUGACAAGUAUGGUAUACCAAUAGCAUGGUUUGACAUAAAAGAUAGAGUAAUGGUUCAGCUGCCCAACGGGAAUUAUAUCGUUGACGAUCAUGAAAACGACAAGACAUUUUAAUGCAUAUAUAUGCAUGUGUGUUUGAAUAAAUUAAAGCUAAGUCUUCUCUAGCUUGAUGAAGACCAUUCUAUAAUUAUUCAGUGUGGUUUGAAUAAAAUUGGAGCUGAUGAGGCAACUAGCUGCUUGUGGCUAGCUGUCGUCUAGUCCAAUGCAUGUGUGCUUGUAUUUGAAUUAUUAUGUUUCAAUCAUCUCAGCUCUUUUCAGCAAUGUAUUAUAAAAUAAUAAAAGAUCAGACUUGAUCGUAUUGCUUUUA